Messenger RNA from Plodia interpunctella (Indianmeal moth), 809 nucleotides. RefSeq lists its product as uncharacterized. The transcript has 3 exons. NCBI's taxonomy places the organism in Eukaryota, Metazoa, Arthropoda, Insecta, Lepidoptera, Pyralidae. The coding region runs from base 194 to 775 and encodes 193 amino acids. The record is from RefSeq and is a predicted model, not a curated record.
UCAGUUUAUAACAACCACAUGCUGAAAAGUCGUAGGUGUAUCGAUAAUAAAAUUCUCGUAAAAUAUACCACAAAGCAAUAAAUUACCUAUUGUAUAACAUUACGUACAACAACACAGAUGUACAGUAUUUUAGACGUAAUAUAUUUGUUAUUAUGAACUUUUGCCUUUCUUGCAAACACAAAAAAAAAUAAUUAUGAAUUUUUUAAACAUAAUUUUUAUAUUCUUUUUAUAUUUUUGUAUAAUGCCUGGAUGUAAUUCUAGUCUUUCUUAUAAUUAUGAACGCUUCAAUCGCAAACGAAUGCUGGGAUCGGGACGACGACAUAUUCCUCCAUUUGGCGAAUCACACCGUGAAGCUUUCCCUCAGCCAAUGCCACAACGCAAAUCGAAGUCAACACCUGUUCCACUUCCAUAUCAUAACUUGUACCAGGGUAGAAGGAAACGGGAGGACAAGCGGGUGUACAGAAAGAGGUUCAGUUUGGCCGGCCAUCCUGCCGGACAGCUAGUCACCUUUGAUGAGCUAUUUGACUGUCCUCUAACAUUUUUAGCAGUGGAGACAGAGUCUAAUAUCCCAAUAGUGCUUAGAGGAGGGGUGGGUCACCUUUACUUCAAUAUCAUAAUAAAGGUGAGACCCUAUGAUGGAGCAUCUGGCCAGGUGAGAGCCUACUGCCAGAAGACGGAACUGGAUUACUACAAGGAAAAGCAGACACCAAAUGUAGCCAAAGUAUACGUUUUCGCCGCAACAACAGAGAUGCCGUCUCAAGAGUACCUAGCUUAAUAAUUUUAAUAAAUACUUACAUAUUUUGUCGUUC